Molecule: messenger RNA, 2994 nt
Organism: Macrosiphum euphorbiae (potato aphid)
Lineage: Eukaryota; Metazoa; Arthropoda; Insecta; Hemiptera; Aphididae
Source: the annotation of a GenBank genome assembly
AUGAACGGCCUGAAGAUAAUUCAGGUCAACUUAAACAAACAAAUGAUCGCCUCCGAACAACUGAGGGACAUAUGUUUGAAAGAUAAGGUUGACAUCAUACUCGUCCAAGACCCACUUAUAAUUAAUGGCUACGUGACUUGCUUCGAGGGCUGUCGACAGAUUCUGUCCGAUGACAAUCCCGAAGCUGCCAUAAUUAUAACAAAUAAUAAAAUCAAAGCAAUAAAAAUGGGACAAUUUACAACUCGUUAUAUUGUGGUUGCCAGAAUUGGCAUCGGCCUCAGUAAAGACGACGUUGUGAUAGUAUCAGCUUACUUUAGGUAUAACAAGCCCACAACAAUGUUCACAGAACUACUGACCAAUAUCAGUUUGGCAAAUAGACGCCUAUUGAUUGGUGCUGAUUGCAACGGCCAUUCCAUAAGAUGGCACAAUGACUCCACCAAUGCAAGGGGAAAGAUAGUUGAGGAACUGGUCGAUGAUCAGGAUCUCCGCAUAAUAAAUACCCCUCAAGAUCUAAAGACUUAUAAAAGGCACGGAAUGGGUGAGUCCAACAUUGACAUUACACUGGCCAGUACCUCGAUCAACAGAUCAGUAAGAGGCUGGACCGUGACCGACCGGACAGACAGUGACCACAGGACACUGGAAUUCACUUUAAACCUCAAAAGUCCUAAAAGGAAAAUUGAAAACCCAGGUACAAGGUUUAAUACAGACAAAGCGGACUGGGACAAAUUUAGACUCACGCUCUUGGGUCUAAAGACGAAUAUCCACGGCGAUUCUGUUGACGAAAUCGCAUGCAGCCUAACAGAGGCUAUUGUCCAAGCAGCAAAGCUAUCCAUGCCAACGCGUGGAGGGGCUAAAACUGGUAUAACAACACCAUCGUGGUGGACGGAUGAACUCACUAAGUCAAAAAAAUCACUUCAGAGAAUCAGGCGAGAGGGCCUCCCUGAUACAAACAGGCAGGCAUAUCAGCACCAAAGAAACCAACAUCUGCAUAAAAUCAGACUCGCCAAGAUGAGUUCUUGGCGCGAGUUUAGCGCAGACAUGAAUACUAACUGUUGGGGCAAAGCCUUCAGAUGGGCUAAGAGUGGCUCACGGAAGAAUCCGAUGCCCACCACGGUUAAAACCAGUGCCGGGACUUAUACCACCGACAUUAAAGACACCUUAGAUACGUUUCUCGAGGCCUAUUUGCCCGAGGAUCGGAAUAUGCCAAGUUUUAUGCCUUAUGACCACCAGGCAGAUGACACACCUCCUGACAGUACAACUGCACAAGAGGUAAAAGAAGCCAUUUGGAAAAUGAAACCAAGUAGAGCACCAGGUCUGGAUGGCAUAACCGCCAAGAUGCUUAGAAUUGCAUGGCCAGUCAUCUCAGACUCCAUAACGGAUCUAUAUGAGAAAUGUCUAAAAAUUGCAAGAUUUCCCAACUGUUGGAAGAUCGCCAAGUUGGUGAUCAUUCCAAAAGGAAAAGGAAAGAACCCACUUCUUACGGGGUCGUACAGACCAAUUAGUCUGCUACCAACUCUCGGUAAGGCAUUGGAGUCUCUAAUAACAUCAAGACUAGAAAAAGAAACCGGACUAAACGAAAUAGGCCAACAACACGGGUACGUCACCGGAAGAUCAACCGAGACAGCCGUUAAAGCAUUAUAUGACUGGACAGAUCAGUGUCCUAACAGGAUAAUAGUUGGUGCCUUCCUGGAUAUUACUGGCGCAUUUGACUACGUCAGAUGGUCACCAAUAUUCGAACGAUUAAAAAUCCUCAGGAUUAGUAAAAGAACGCUUGCACUACUUGAGAACUAUCUCACGAACAGAUCAGCGACACUCAUGUCUGACAAAGAGACCAGAACAAGGCAAAUGACACGCGGCUGCCCACAGGGGUCGAGACUAGGACCGACACUCUGGAAGGUAGCGAUGUCGGAUGCAUUCGAGCCUAUAGGACACCAAUCACACAUGAUUGCGUAUGCAGACGAUAUAGCACUCGCAGUCGGGGCUGCAAGAUUAGACACAGUCAAGAAAAGACUUAGUCAAUACUUUGACCAACUCACAAACUGGUCAAAUAAAUUCGGCUUAAAAUUCUCAAUGGCAAAGAGCCAAAUUAUGACACUGAAAGGCGGGGUCAAACCCACCUAUACGGUGCCAUUUGGCUCAAACGCAGAUGCCAUACAGAUUAAAGCUACAAAGACAGUAAAAUACCUUGGAGUCAUCAUAGAUCCGAGAAGAUCAUUUAGAGAUCACGUCGAAGACAUCUCAGAUAAGUCAAAAGAAAUGUUCUUACGCCUACGCUCCAUGACAUCAGCUAACUGGGGAGUAGAACAAAGCACGUCACUGAUAAUUUACAAAUCGGUGUUCUUGCCCAGAAUAACAUACGCCGCCUCCAUAUGGCAAAAAGCACUAGAGCUCAAAUGCUCAAUAAAGACCCUAGGAAGCAUUCAAAGAGAUGCCUUACGAGCAAUAACGGGCGCAUACAGGACAACGUCAACAGCUGCACUUCAAGUCAUAUCAGGGCAACUACCUCUGGACUUAGAAGUGAAACGCUUUAUUCUUAGAAGAUCCUUAAAGACAAAUGAUAUCACAUAUCAAGAAUAUGAACGGCACUUGCAUGAUCUGUUAGAGGUCUGGCAAGAAAGAUGGAAUACAGUGGAUAAAGGAGAGUGGACAUUCCAACUCAUCCCGGACGUAAGAAUCCGGUAUGGAUUGCCCCUUACUAUGGAUCAUUAUACGAGCCAAAUGCUCACUGGACACGGAGACUUUCGAGGAAAGCUCCAUUCGUUCAACAAAGCACCGGCUCCAGGAUGUGCCUGUGGUAAUGGCAGUGAAACAGUCAAACAUGUUCUCCUAGCCUGCCCAAGAACAAAAAUCCAAAGACAAAAUCUGAAAAGAAAACUUCAACAAGAACAAUGUCCUUGGCCACCAUAUGACGGGGCCAUACUUACAAAUAAGACAACAUACGAAGCCUUCCGAACAUUUGCUCGGGAGAGCCUCAAGCAAAGAACAGAUCGAUGA